Corythoichthys intestinalis (scribbled pipefish) is the source of this 2883-nucleotide messenger RNA. RefSeq names its product E3 ubiquitin-protein ligase TRIM35-like. Bases 140 to 1570 code for a protein of 476 amino acids. The transcript is spliced from 3 exons. Gene Ontology annotation, molecular function: ubiquitin protein ligase activity; zinc ion binding. Gene Ontology annotation, cellular component: cytoplasm. Lineage: Eukaryota; Metazoa; Chordata; Actinopteri; Syngnathiformes; Syngnathidae. Gene Ontology annotation, biological process: protein ubiquitination. The record is from RefSeq and is a predicted model, not a curated record.
CUCCCCUUUUCUGCGUGGAUGUCGAUGGGGAGACAUACAACACAGCAGAGACGAAAACCACCGGUCACACUUGGAACUAUUCAUGCCUACAUGAACCAAGUGACUACCCGCAGCGGAUAACUUUUCUACAUGUCCGUCGAUGAUCAAACAACAACUGCAGCUCGACAUUCCGAACUUGUGCGCUGAGAAAAACGCUGUCUUCUCUAAAACAAUGGCUGAACACCUGGAGGACCAUCUUCAAUGUCCCAUCUGUCUGGACGUCUUCAAAGAUCCUGUCAUGCUGCCGUGCAGUCACAACUUCUGCCGUUCUUGUCUGCAGCAGUGGAAGGACAAAGGAGAACGAUCGUGUUCAUUCUGUAGAGCAGAGUUUAUUAGUUCAAUGGAUCCGCCUUCGAACUUGGCACUGAAGAAUCUAUGUGAGAACCUUUCACGAGCAUCAGUCAAGUCAGAAGACAUGUGCAGCUUGCACAAAGAGGAACUCAAACUCUUCUGUUUGGACCACCAGGAGCUUGUGUGCAUCGUCUGCAGGAACGCUGGAAUCCAUGAUGGCCACAAUUUUAGGCCCCUUGAAGAAGUCCAUGAGAAACUCCAGAAAAGCCUGCAAAAUGCCGAGGAAAGACUCCAAGAUUACGAAGACUGUCGAAAGAAUUGCAAUGAACAUGCAGAGUACAUCAACGUCCAGAGGGAGAAGGUCGAACUCAAGAUUGAGAAGGAUUUUGAGGAGCUCCGUCACUUUCUCGACGUCGAGAAGGAGGCAAGGUUGGCUGCAGUCAGGGAGGAAGGGAAGACGAAGGGUCAAAUGAUGAAAAAGAAGAUGGCGGCUCUCGACCGACAAAUAGCCGCUCUCUCGGAUGCCAUCAGAAGUACUGAUUCUGGCAAUGUUUCUUUCAUGAAGAAGUUCAAGACUGGGAUGAGCAGAAUCCAAGAGCUCCCUGAAAAGCCGCAGCUGCUGCCAGGAGGUCUGCUGGACGAAGCUAAACAUGUGGGCAACCUGAAAUUCAAGGUGUGGGAGCGGAUGAAGGAGACUCUCUCCUACAGUCCUGUCAUUCUGGACCCCAACACGGCCGUUUCAGGACUCCGUCUGUCCGAAGAUCUAAGCAGUCUGAGUUGGGAUGACAUACAGCAGCAGCGUCCAAAUAAUCCAGAAAGGUUCUUCUCGCAUUCUGUGAUGGGUUGUGCUUUGGACUCGGGAAGACACGUGUGGGACAUUGAAGUGGGAGACAACAAUAAUUGGCAUGUGGGGGUCGCGCUGGGGGACGCUUCUUUGCGAGACACAAUGGUUGGUUGGUACAUUACAUUUAUCAAAGGGAAAUACACAAAGUCCUCCUACUAUGAGGUACAGUGGAAUCCUCCGGUCAAAGUGAAGAGGAUCCAAGUUGAAGUGGACAUGAAUGAAAGGUCAUUGUCCUUCUCUGAACCUCUUACAAACACCAGAUUGUGGACUUUGAUUUCUUUCGAUUGGCCAGACUUGUCCAGUAACACCAGAAUGUAUCCUUACUUUAUGACAAAACAUAAAAGUCCUCUAAAGAUAAUCCCCAUUCCACCUUGUGUUACCACUGCCAUCAAUUAGCGGUCAUGUUGACACGGUUUGAUUUUCGGCUUUUUAAUGCCAUUUAAAUCAUUCCCUUUCUUCUUCCACAUGAUUUGACUCUUUUAUUGGCCGGAUCAUGUGGUGAGACUUUAUUGGAGCAAGUCAAGUCAAAGUAAUUAAGCAGUUACUCAGUAUUCUUUUCUGCAAAUACUUUUUGACUUGUGUGAAUAAUACUUUUAGUUUAACACUUUAACACCGAACGUGUCGGCAGCGACGCGUUUACGCAUGUCGUCUUUGAAGCUUCGUCACGCUGUAAUUACGUCACCCACGUGCCGCUGGUUGGUCUCAUUUGAAAGUACGGAAGUUGAUGUCCACACCAGUUUUUAUUUGAAGUCAAUCGACCAAAAAAAACAGGAGAUAAUGUCAUUUGAGUUUUAUAGUUUUAUUGCACUCAUAAAUAUGCAUUAAAACGCUGCAUGGACCAAGUAUCUAUCUCCAUAUUUCCAUCAUUUCUUGUCCUUUUUCAAAACCGAAAGCAGCACAAAAGACUACAUAUCCCAAGAGCCGUUGUGAUGUCAAGAAGGACGAACCGAAUGUGGACAUUUUUAAUAAAUUUCCGAGCGAGUCGCCAACUAAGGAAAAGGAGACAUGCGAAUCAAGCAACAGCCGGUUUGAGCGAGCGACUUUGAAACGUGCAGAAUGAAUCUAAAACUAAAUUUAGCGCAAGCUAAUGCAUUAUUUCAUUAACUCAAGGAAGAAGAUGAGCCGUAUUUGUCGUUGUUUUUCUGGGAUGAGUCGGUGUCUCGGCGAGUAGAAGUGACAGGCUGACAGCAGCGCGCAAACGGCGAGAGUAGAUUGUGUGACGUGUGUGACGCAGCUCCAUGGCCUGUUCAUGCAGGAGCUUUAUUGAGUUUGCAAAAAAAAAACUUUAUUGGGUCGUUUGCGAGAAAGAAUUGAAUUGAACUGAACUACUUGUCAAUAUUUUUGAAAAUGCUUUUUUUCAAUGUUAUAUAUAUUUUCUUCACUAAAAUCUUUUCAAUUUUUAUAAAGAUAAGUGUUCGAGAAGCUUGAUUGCAUGUACGUAUAUACUUUAGAUAAGGUGAUGGGUAUAAUACCUAACUUCACAAAGAGAUAUCCUCCGAACCCUUUUUGUGUUAGAUGAUAUAUAUUUUUUUUCUCUCACUAUUUUGCACUGUAUAUAACCCGUUUUGACCAUAGUAUGUGUAAAGGCCAAAAACGCCUAUGACCAUACUCGCUGUUUGUGUUGAAUUGUUAAACAUAAAACUAUUCAAUCUUAUUUUUUUCUAUUGAAUGUUUAUCCUAACAAGUAGAAUAAAUAUCAAGCUUCAAAA